GACCGUUAGCUGGGGCCGGGCGAAUGCGGUGGUACCAACCAAGAGGAGAGAAAAUCUGACCGACCGUGCCGGGUGAUGUAAAAAGUCACAAUACCACUUCAGAGCCAGGGCUUCCUAUCCUAUGCUCAGACCAAUAAAAGGGAUACGAGAAUGAGAAUCUGUCAAAGGGUGAUGGGCACGUCUGAUCAGUGAGUGAGAUUUGGGCUUGUGAAUACUCGUGGAGUCCUCUCCUAAAACGUGACUGACAGCAGUGUUUCCAGUUGAACUCCCUCUGCGUGGCACACUCUCCGCCAACACCAAGACUAAAGAAAAGACAUCGCUGAGGGAUUAGACAUCUCCCCACCCUACACUUCCCCGGGCAGACUCCCCCAGCACAUCGCCUCGCCCUCACCUCCCCAAGAGGGAGAGAACAGCAGCCAUCAUGGUGCUGUCACAGAGACAAAGAGAUGAACUAAACCGAGCUAUAGCUGACUAUCUCCGCUCCAAUGGAUACGAGGAGGCCUACUCAACUUUCAAGAAAGAGGCAGAGUUAGAUAUGAAUGAAGAGGUAGAUAAAAAGUAUGCUGGGCUUUUGGAAAAGAAAUGGACCUCAGUUAUCAGAUUACAGAAAAAGGUGAUGGAGUUGGAGUCAAAGUUGAACGAGGCAAAGGAAGAGAUGACGCAUGGAGGAUCUGUGGGUCAGAAGAGAGACCCCAAGGAGUGGAUACCCCGUCCCCCAGAGAGAUAUGCACUCAGCGGGCACCGUGCUCCAGUCACACGUGUCAUAUUUCACCCCGUCUUCUCUGUAAUGGUCACAGCUUCAGAGGAUGCUACCAUUAAGGUGUGGGACUACGAGGCAGGGGACUUUGAGCGAACCCUGAAGGGCCACACAGACUCUGUGCAGGAUAUCUCCUUUGACCAGACAGGAAAGCUGCUGGCUUCAUGUUCAGCUGACAUGAGCAUCAAACUUUGGGACUUUCAAGGGUUUGAGUGCAUCCGAACAAUGCAUGGCCACGACCACAAUGUGUCGUCUGUUGCCAUCAUGCCAAAUGGUGACCACAUAGUUUCUGCCUCCAGAGACAAGACCAUCAAGAUGUGGGAGGUGGCUACUGGGUAUUGUGUGAAGACAUUUACUGGCCACAGGGAAUGGGUGAGAAUGGUGCGUCCCAACCAGGACGGCUCAUUGAUCGCUAGCUGCUCCAAUGACCAGACGGUGCGUGUGUGGGUGGUUGCCUCGAAGGAGUGCAAAGCUGAGUUGCGGGAGCAUGAACAUGUGGUAGAAUGUAUCUCCUGGGCCCCAGACAGUGCUCAUGCCACCAUCCUGGAAGCAACAGGUUCAGAGAGUAAGAAGAGUGGAAAACCUGGCCCCUUCCUGCUCUCUGGAUCCAGAGAUAAAACGAUUAAGAUGUGGGACGUCAGCAUCGGCAUCUGCCUUAUGACUCUGGUCGGUCACGACAACUGGGUGCGUGGGGUGUUGGUUCACCCUGGGGGAAGAUUCAUAGUGAGCUGUGCUGAUGACAAAACCAUUAGGAUCUGGGACUACAAGAACAAACGCUGCAUGAAGACCCUGUGUGCCCAUGAACACUUUGUUACCUCUCUGGAUUUCCACAAGACUGCGCCCUACGUGGUGACGGGCAGUGUUGAUCAGACAGUCAAAGUCUGGGAGUGCCGCUGAGACUUCCCCGUCUCUUGCCCUUUCCUGCCCCUUCCCCAAGCUUCAAACUAUUCUAAAUCCCCUCCCCUCCCCUCCCCUCCCCUCCCCUACCCCCAUCCUACUCUGCACCUCAGCCCCUCUUCCUCCUGUCCUUACACCCAGUCUAGCCCCCUCACCUCUUGCACUCCAAACCAUAGCUGACCAUGGCGCUUUACCUUCUCCUGCUCUCCCUCUCCUUCCUUCCUCCCCUACAUCGAUCCAGUCCUAUUAAGAUGACUAUUGUCCUUUUAUGUAAAUUAUUCUGGAUGUAGGGUACGCUUAAUAAAUGUCACGCAAUCUCUGACACAUAAACACACUCAAAAGAUAAGAAGUAUUCCUUGCAUGGUGAAUCAAACAAAAGAAAUUGUAUACUGUUAAAUUUGCCGAAUUUGCAUACUGUUGUCAUCACUUCCUGUCAGGUUUAAGGGUAAAUAUCCUUGUGUGCUGGCGCAGGUGGAUUUAGGUUGGCUGACUGACGCCUCCUCUUGUUGAAGGGGUCUAUUGUUUUGUUUUGCUUGGUUUUACUCCAUGCCUCCAUUGUUGUGGUCUGUCACUGCGUGGAUGGUGAGAGAGAAGGUGUGAGGAAAGAAAACAUGGAAGCAAAGAGCGGAAGCUGUCCAGGAGUAAGGCGAUAACAAGUUAAAGAAAAUAACUAACCAGGAUGCAGCUCCCUCGUCCAAUCAAACACGGUUCUGUGGGCGAGUGCAUGUGUACAUGUGCGUAUACUUUGUGCGAGUGUGUGUGUUUGUAUAUUAUGACAGGAGAAUUUCUUGGACGCCUCUUCUCUGACGCUCAGAGGAGAGACAGGAGGCAAAGCUUCUCACCCACUGUGUUCAUUCAUCAUCUCUUUUAACAAAAGUUGCUUUCUAGUAGACACUCACAGGACCUUAAUGAUCCCUAAGCUGCUGAGAGCACAGGCACACGCCCCCAUAGCAGAAGUGUGUUUUACAGAGGAAAAAGUCUGCUCACCUUUUCUGAGGUUUGUGUGUGUGUGUAUGUCGGCCCAGAGAAAAUCGCCCAGUGCCCUCUUGCUCGCUAUCUCUGCCUUGUUAACCCAUUGAGGGCUCCCUCACACGGGAUUUUCAUUCUGCUUUCUGUGGUCUCACUGCUCUCUUUACACACACAUACACUCACAAAAUGCACAUACACGCACAGUAAAAGUUGUGUAUCAAUAUAUCUGGAUGUCAUUGUUUGCAACAUAAUGAAAUAAAAUUCUGUAAAUAUAA
Molecule: messenger RNA, 2898 nt
Organism: Cheilinus undulatus (humphead wrasse)
Lineage: Eukaryota; Metazoa; Chordata; Actinopteri; Labriformes; Labridae
Product: lissencephaly-1 homolog B
Exons: 11
Coding region: 422-1654 (410 amino acids)
Molecular function (GO): protein binding
Source: RefSeq, a predicted model, not a curated record